This is a messenger RNA of Thecamonas trahens ATCC 50062, 4686 nucleotides long. RefSeq lists its product as uncharacterized. Gene Ontology annotation, molecular function: protein binding. Bases 1 to 4659 code for a protein of 1552 amino acids. The record is from RefSeq and is a predicted model, not a curated record. Lineage: Eukaryota; Apusomonadida; Apusomonadidae. Gene Ontology annotation, cellular component: axoneme. The transcript has 2 exons. Gene Ontology annotation, biological process: cilium assembly.
AUGAUUCGGACGGCCGCCACGCUGGCAGUGUCGCUGCGGCACGCGCCAGCCGUUGUGGCGCCGCCAACGGCAGUCGCGUCGCUGGCCGGCAUGGCGCUCGCGUUUACGCCGGUGGAAGCCGAAGAGCAGGCGGCGACGUUUGCAUGGGGGCCCGGAACAGGGACCGGGCUCACAGCCUUUGCCGCGCACGAGGCCCUCGGUCUUGUGGCAUACGCGCCCAACUGCGCCAACCCUGCGGUGUAUGUACUGGCGCACCCGUCUCUCGAUGUGCUGGCGACGCUCGAGGCCUCAUCGGAGCUCACGGUCUCGGCGCUUGCCUUCUCUCCAUCGUCCGAAGUGCUCGCAGUGCUCUCGCAUCCGCCGCAUCCGGUGCUCACGCUCUGGAGGUGGCAGACCGGCGAACGGCUGGCGAGCGUCGUGGUCUCCGAUUCGGUCUUUCCCGCACUUUCGCAGCCGUAUGCCCGGGUGCUCCCGCGGCUGAUCUUUGACGUGGCCGACGAGACCCGGCUGGUUAUUGUUGCCAACGGCUCGCUUGCUCUCGCGCAGUACGAGCAAUUCAAUCCGCCUGCGCUGCGGGCUGUGGUCCGCGGCCUCGAGCUGAACGAUGGGCACGAGGUGCAGGCUGCGUGCUGGGCCACUGGCGGGACGCUCAUACUCGGAACGGCCGGCGGUGCGCUGCUCGCAUGGCCACUGGUCGAUGCUGGUGACGGAACUGCUGUCGCCCCCAUGCUUCUGGAGGAGGCUGUGGAAAGUAAUUCCGGCGGCGUCGCGGCCGUGGUCUUCACCGACGACGAGACGGUGGUGACCGGCGGCGCCGACGGUGUACUCCGAUGGUUCACCCUCAGCCGCAAUGAGGCGGACGGUGAGGUGUGUGGAGCAACGGUCACCGGUCUUCAGUCGCUUCCGUCAUCGGCAGCCAUUGCGCACGUGAUUGUUGCCGAGACGUCGAGCCACUGGGUGGUGGUCAACACUGCCGGCGAGACGUACAUGCGGCGGGAGGCCAACAGCGACUUUGCGCUGGUGGCGUCUGGCGUGACGCAGCCCGCAACGGCGCUGGCUCCGUUCCCGACCACCCAUGCUGUGGCAUUGGCAACAGCAGCGGGCACUAUCUCAGUGUGGAACUACGUCUCGGGCUUCCACAUCUCAAGCACACGGGUGGACGAUCCGGUGUCUGUACUGGGCCACGCGCCGCUCGCGCCGCUCCUUGCCGCUGGGUCGUACAAUGGAGUGGUGCGGCUGUUUGACGUGACCGAGGCGACGGCGGCCAUGGCGCCGCCGCGGCUUGUCUUCCGCCGCCGGCUCCACGCCAAGGCUGUCACCACCGUGGUAUUCUCGCCGGAUGGGCGCUGCAUGGCAAGCGGUGGCAUCGACGGUCGCAUUCUGGUUGUGGUCCUCGACGCCAGCUCGGAAACCUUGGCCAGCGACGCCUUUCCGGUCCUCCGCUCGGUCGAGCUGGGUUCGCCGGUGGUGAGUGCGCAGUGGAGCACGGUGCCAAAUGCGGGCGGCAGCAGCCUGCUUGUGGUCACCGCUGCAGGCAACGUGGUCGAGGUCCGCGGAGCUGAUGGGCCUGCGCAGACCGCGGUCAGCCUCGUGACGAUGAACCCGGACUUUCCGGUUGUGGCGGCGCUGCGUGCGCCGAGCAGCUCGAGCCGCGGACGGUUGGGCGGGAGCGGCAGAGGCUCUGUCUUUGCGCUCGCCAUGGACGGUGCGUUCAAGACGUACACGCUGCCGGAGCGACAAACCGACAUCACGCCGGCCAACGCCGAGUAUGCCGGGCAUGCCAAGCCUGGCGGCGUGCUAAGCCUCGCGCCCAACAGCGAGUGGGUGGCGACAGGCGGGUCGGACGGGGCGGUCAUGCUACGGCCUGCGGGCGAGCUGGGAAAGGCGCCUAUUUCGCUAGUUCGACAUGGUUCUGCUGCGCACGGCGUGGGUGUUCUGGCCUGGUCGUACGACUCGCAGUACUUGUUCUCGGCCGGGCCCGACGGUGGAGUUUUUGCCUUUGUCGUCUCAUACCCGUCGUGGUGGUCGGUACCGGAGAGCGAGGUGCCUGCGCUGGCAGGCCUCGCGCUCUUGCCGACACUCGAGGCCGACUCUGCACCGACGGCGUCCGAGCCGGAUGUGGUGGUUGCCGAGGCGCUAAAGGUGGCCAAGGCCGAGGCGCAGCAGAAGCUCGCGGUCAAGGCUGCACGGCUGACGCGGGUGAGUUCGCUCCAGACCCGGUUUCAGGUCAUUCUCGACGCCAACCGUGCUGUCUUGCCGAUCGAGCAGCUGGAGGAAGAGGCAUUUGUGGUUGACCCCGAGUGGGUUGCGCUGACGCUCAAGGCCGGCGACCAGGCUGCGUUUCUCGAGUCUGAGCGGCUGCGGUUUGCCAACAUUAACGUGGACGCCGCGUGUGCCGCGAUCAUCAGCUCGUGCUGGGAAGCGAUGUCCGAGGCCGGGCUCCGGCUGAAGGGCUUUGACACCCCGGUGAUUGUGGCUUCGUACCCGCUGCCGCGCUCGACAGCCGAGGGCGAGCGUGCGGUGGCGAAAAUCCGCGUCCUCCGCAGAGUGGAGCUUGCGGCCGAAGCAGCAGCCGAGGAGGAGGCGGCCAAGGCAGCAGCGUCGGCGGUGAGCAACAAUAGUCCCAAUGUCCGCCCGCCACUGGGCUCUGCGCCGCCGCCGUCGCCGCUGGCGGCACUGCGGCACCCGCAGCGGCGCCGACGGGCGUCUGUCAUCUCGCUUGGGCUCCCUUCGGGCGGCUCGGGCGCCGGCUCGGUGGGCUCGCCGGGCUCGGAGCUCGGCUCGUCGUUUGACAUGGAGAGCCAGUACUCGGAUGACGGCGAAGGAGUGACCAAGAGCUCACUGCUGUACUCGCCGUUCCAGCUCAACACGCGCAACCGGCAGAUUUCGCAAAUGCACAUGCUCCGGCACCGGAUCCGGGCCACCAAGCGCAAGUUCAACGCCGAGGCGAGGCGUGUGCUCAAGGCCAAGGCUGCAGCGAUUUCGGCGAUUGAGGAGCGGAAUGAGCGGAUUGCCGUCAUUCUGAGUGAGCUUGACGAGCCUGGCGAGGUGGUGACUCCUGCGCUUUCUGCUGAGGAGAUGCCGUCGUCGGUGCUGAGCGUGAGCGACGCUGAGAUGGGCAUCGAGCGGUUUGUGCCGCCCGAGGAGGUGGCUGCCGCCGAGGCAGCGCGUGCUGCCGAGGAGGCGCGGCUGCUGCUGGAGCGCGGUGACGACUCGGGCGAGCGUGCGCUGGAAGAGAUGAUGUACGGCAAGGUGGAGGAGCGGACCAAGGACGCGCUGCAGGUCUCGCUGGAGCGCCCCGAGUGGAUGGACAAGCCGACGACCGAGCUGACUGAGGAGGAGGUGCGAGCGGUGAAGGAGUUUGAGGCGCGGGUGCAAGAGGCACAGGAGGAGGCGCAAAAGUACCGCCGGGCACUCGAGACCGAGCUCAAGAAGCUGCGGGUGGCAAAUGCAGAGGAGCGCGCUGGGUUUGACGCUACCCUCGCGGAGCUGUUUAACGCACGGCUGCGAACCGACAUGUCUGUGUGUGAGGACGAGCUGCGGAUCAUCAAGCUCGCCAGCAGUCUGCUGCAACGGUCGCGCGACGCCGGGCGCGAGGCUGCGCUUGUUGACGAGCUCGAAGGCACGCGCGUGGCUGCGGCGGACGCAGCCCACGAGCUUGCCGAGUUUGAGGCGAUUCUUGACGCGGCUCGCGGCGAGUACGAGGCCGCGCGGGCCGAGGAGGCUGCGCUCGAGCGCGAGUUCAAGACCUCACUGGCCGGGGAGGACUUUCACCGUAAGGCACUGUUCGAGGUCUCAGACGCGGUGUGGGACCGGGUGUGGACGGCGCGCGAGGAGCGCGCUGAGCUCGACGAGCACGUUCGGCGGUGCGGAGGCGUGGUGGCCAAAGUCCGAGCGCAGGUGGCCGAGGUGGAGGCGCAAGCAGGCGAAGCGGCGCAGGCGAUGGACGCCAAGCUUGCGGAGCUCAACGCGUUCCGUGAGGAGCGUGCGCGGUCGUUCCUCAAUCUGGAGAUCCAGCUGACGCUCAAGCAGGGCCAGGACGAGGCAAGCUUGGGGCGCAACGUCAUGGUCGAUCGCUCGCUAGUGGAGCGACUCAACACACGGAUCCGCGAGCUCGGCGAGGCAAGGCUUGGCAUUCUGGAGGAGAUCAAGGAUGUCAAGGCGCGGGUGGCACUCGUCGAGUGGGAGGUUGCCAAGAACGCGCUCGUCUGUUCCGAGAUUGCGGACGAAAUCCGCGACUUUCAGCUGCUGCGGGUGACCAAGUCGCUGCAGGAGCUGAUCAAGGGUGGCGGAACCGACAAGCGCGCCACCGAGGUGGCCAACCUGGAGCGGCGGCUAGCAGCGGCGGCGGCCAACCACGAGAGCCGCCGCGCCGAGCUCGGCACGCAGCUUGGGCGAGUCCAGGCCGCAACCGCUCGGGUUCGCGAGGAGAACGCGCUGCUCGAGUCGCGCGAGCGCGAGCUGGUCGCCGGCGUUGAAGAGCGCCGCCGCAUCGCCUCUGUCCAGGCCCAGCGCGAGGAUGGCGGUGCUUCGGCCCGCGAAAAGCGGGUCCGCGCCAAGCGCCGCCUCGUUGAGCGCCUCAAGAUGGGCAAGGCCGAACUCGAGCGGCUGCAGGCCGAGGCGGACAUUGUCCGCGCCAAGGUUUGGCCGCGGCUGUAGGUGUGUGUGGAUAAAACACGGUAGCGU